Messenger RNA from Scaptodrosophila lebanonensis, 1754 nucleotides. RefSeq names its product luciferin 4-monooxygenase (gene Acsx4). The transcript has 4 exons. The record is from RefSeq and is a predicted model, not a curated record. Lineage: Eukaryota; Metazoa; Arthropoda; Insecta; Diptera; Drosophilidae. Bases 1 to 1626 code for a protein of 541 amino acids. Gene Ontology annotation, biological process: long-chain fatty acid metabolic process; fatty-acyl-CoA biosynthetic process. Gene Ontology annotation, molecular function: long-chain fatty acid-CoA ligase activity.
AUGGAACGCACCAACACGCAAUACGAUAAGUACACAAAAAUUUGGAGUGGACCAAGGCCGGUGAACUUCUUUGAUGUGGACUGUUCGAUUGGUAAAAUACUGUUCGCCUUCAUGCGCAAUCAUCCAGAGAAGUUGUGUCAGAUUUCCGAUACGGAGGGCACGGCACUCACAAAUGGCGAGGCCAUUUCCUUUGCCGUGCGCAUUGCCCAGCAUUUGCGGGCCUUGGGAUUGAAGCAGGACGAUGUGGUGGGCAUUGCGGGGACAAACACCACGUACCUCAUGCCCGUGGUGCUCGGCUGUCUGCUCAAUGGCACACCCUUCCAUGCGGUCAGUCCCUGGCACGACGAGGCCACCAUGAAGCAUCUGUUCUGCAUAACACGGCCCAAGAUCGUGUUCUGCGAUGGCAAUGUCUAUGAGCGCCUGAGUGUCAUCAGCAGGAUCUUGAAGGCACACAUCUAUACGUUGAAGGAGCAUCGUCCGUUUCUGCCACGCAUCGAGGAUCUGCUCGAACCCACCAAAAUGGAGCUCUACUAUGUACCUGAGCCCCUUAAGCUGGGUGGAGAUCAAACGGUGGCUAUACUCUGUACCUCGGGAACCACUGGGCUGCCCAAGGCAGUUUGCAUUUCCAACGCGGCCUGCCUCUUCGAUUUCGGCUUUGUGACCGGCCAGGACGUCAUGCUGUCCUUCAGCACCAUUGACUGGUCCGUUGGGAUGUUCAAUAUGCUGUACAGUUGCUGCCACGGCUCCACCCGCAUCAUCACCGAUCGCGCCUACUCGCCCGAAUAUUUGCUCCAGCUGGUGGAGAAGUACAAAAUAACGCUCCUAACUCUGGUGCCUCAGCAGGUGGCCUCGUUGGUCAAGGCGCCCACACUGGCCAAGCAGCGUCUGGAGACAGUGCGGUUCAUCAGCGUCGGCGGCGGCAACUGUUAUGUGACGAAUCUGCUGAAGAUGCAGGAGUAUCUGGUGAAUGGUCAGAUAUCGUAUGGCUAUGCGUUGACUGAGUGUGGGGGCGUGGCCGCCAAUAUGGGCGUGACGAAGCCCGCUUCGGUGGGCAGAGUAGUGCCCGGCGUCAAGGUCAAGAUUCUGGACGAUGCUGGUCGGAGUCUGGGGCAUGGCGAGACCGGCGAAAUACUCGUCCACAACGGCAAGGUGUGGAACGGCUACUAUGGCAAUCCGAACGAAUCGAAGCGCCUGCAGGACUACCAGGGCUGGUUCCACACCGGCGACAUGGGCUACUUCGAUGACGAGAACUAUCUGCACAUUAUCGAUCGCAAACGCGAUAUGCUGCGCUUCCAUGGCGCCCAAUACUGUCCCUACGAGAUCGAACAAGUCAUAGCCGAGCUGCCCGAUGUCAUCGAGGCUUGCGUCUUUGGACUUUGGAACGAGGUGGACGGGGAUCCUGCCGCAGCAGCCGUCUGCAAAGUGUCCGGCAGCAAGCUAAGCGAACAGGAGAUUGUAGAGUAUGUGGCCAAGCGUUUGAUUGUCGAGCACAAACAGCUGCACUGUGGCGUCUUCUUUCUACCCGAACUGCCAAAAACUGGCAGCGGAAAGGUGCUCAGACAACAGGCUCGCGAUCAGGCACUGGGCAAGAAGUGGCCGGAGAGUAGAAAUAGUAAUGGCUACUAGAAAGUGGAAUAGACUCACAUUUAGUGAACCCCUUCUUGUGUCUCACAAAAUGCUGACUUUUUCUAAAACCGCAACCUUUUCUCUUAAAGUACUUCAAACCUAUUUAUUAUUUAUGUAUCAUUUGAAAU